AUGAAUAAAUUCCUGAUUCCGUUCGUCCUUUUGAACAUUAUUCUUGUUUACCUGUUGACUGUGUCUGUGGAAGUGGGUCCAAUAAUCGAUGAUUCUUGCAAAGAACCGUUACCGAAAGACUUUUACGGGACUAUGAGGGAUUGGCAUUGUAUCAUAAACAAUCGGAAACGCUUUGUUGUUUUUAUCCAAAGUAAAUAUUUGAAUCGUAGAAUUCACUAUUACUCAAACUGCCAAACUACUUUCAAUCCUACUGUUUUGUCCUCGCAUUUGUUGAUGUGUGGAGACAUUCAUCCCAAUCCAGGACCAACAAUGGCUAACAUUAACUCAACUAGCCGUGGUAACCUCGGUUCGCGUAAACAGAAUCCUGAACAAAAACAUUCUAGCUUGUUUUGCAUGUGCAUGAAUGCAAGGAGUUUGAAAAAGACCUUACUUACGCCGGAGAAUCUUCAUGUUUCCAAUUUAAUCAAGUUUCAAGAGUUGGUUUACUCAGAAUCGAUUGAUGUAAUGUUCGUGACUGAAACUUGGCUCAACAGCGAUAUAUCUGAUAGAGAAAUCUUACCAAUUGGGUAUGACAUUUACAGAACUGACAGAUCACUGGGACGAUCUGGGGGAGGCGUACUUAUUGCAAUUAAACAAGAUACUUUCAUAAAUUGUAAUCAAAUUUCGUCUGUUUCUAUGAAAAACUUAGAGGCUGUUGCUAUCGAGUGUACAUUACCUAACCUCACGAAAUGGCUUGUUGUAUGUUGUUACAGACCUCCCGAUAGUAAUGAUAUGUCUGAUUUCCGUUCCUUUGCUGAUAAGUUAUUCCCUGUCUACGACAAGAUCCUUAUCGCCGGUGACUUUAACCUCCCGAAUAUUUCCUGGACAGAUUCUAACUAUACCGCAACAGGAUCAUUGAAUCAGAACUUCUGUGAUGUAUUAGACGACUACUUCAUGUCCCAACUUUGUUUGGUUCCCACUAGAGAGUCGACCAUUCUGGAUUUACUAAUUACCAACCAACCAGAACACAUAACAUUAACGGCCGUCCACCCUCCAGCUGAGUUAGGAAUGAAUUCUGAUCAUAAUAUCAUAAUAUCAUACACUUCCAAAUCUCCACCUCAUCAAGUAUUGUCCCCCCAAACAAACGUUUGA
Molecule: messenger RNA, 1131 nt
Organism: Paramuricea clavata
Lineage: Eukaryota; Metazoa; Cnidaria; Anthozoa; Malacalcyonacea; Plexauridae
Source: the annotation of a GenBank genome assembly